This is a messenger RNA of Chara braunii, 5450 nucleotides long. Lineage: Eukaryota; Viridiplantae; Streptophyta; Charophyceae; Charales; Characeae. The record is from the annotation of a GenBank genome assembly.
CGGGUUAAAGAGAGAGCGGGGCGCGGGGAGGGUGAGCGCUGAGAGGUCGGACGGCUUGACGGCUUGCCGUUGGCAGUGGUAGUAGCAGGGUAAGGAAACGCGACCGGGGGAGGAGGGAGGAGGGGGGAGGGGGGGGCGGAGCGGACAGAAUUGUGAGCUGUGGGUUGAUGUCGUGUGAGAAAGAGCACGGGCUUCAACAGCAUCACCGUCCCCUUCGAUUGCUUGUUGCUUGUCCCCACAGCAUCGCUUUCCCCAUUGCUUGUUGCUUUCCCAUCAGCAUCACCGCCCCCUUUUCUUCCUUCUCCGCAUAUCAUCACCGCGUCUCGUUUGCUUCUUUCUCCGUCGCCAGGACAGGAGGGAGCGCACUUGAAGUGGUGGAGUGAGGGUCAUCAAUUCGGCCUUGGCAUGUGGUGAAGGGGGCCCGGGGAGUAUUGGGUGGGUGGGUGGGUGGGUGGGUGGGAAGAUGAACGAGGCGUGUUUCACGCAAGCUUUGCCCGAUGUCGUCCUACCCCUUGACCCCCCCUUCUCUCUCUGCUCCCGGCUCAAUCACUGAGUGCUGUUUCAUUUCGCUGCGUUGCGUUCUCGGCAUUUUCGACGCAGGCAAUCAGUGACAGGUGGCACCAACAUUGACACGUGGCGCAGGUGCCACCUGUGUUGCUGACGUGGCGAGCACCAAAGUCCGCCUCACAGACGAAUUGGGGGGCGCUCAGUAAUCGCAGUGAUUGAUCGGUUGCAGGGGACGUCCAGCCCCGCUGAUCGGAAGAACCUCCUUUCUCUCUCUGUCUCUCUCUCUCUCUGUCUCUCUUUCUCUCUCUCUCCCCCUUGCUCUUCCUUUCUCACGCUCUCGUUCUCUCUGUCUCUCUCGGUGGAGGGUGUGCGCGGAGGUAAUUUCUUAGCGAAAGGAGACAGGCAAACGUGAAGCUGACUGUUGUUGAGUGCUAAGAGGGAACCGAAGGCGUGACUGAGAGUGUUGUCCCUGGGGGGAGGAGGGGGAGGGGGGCGAGGGCGGGGGGUGCUGCAGUGCGAACCGUGGGCCGGGGGCGAAAAGAGAAAUCGGCGCGCGCACAAGGUGGGGGGUCAGGCGGGUGGGUGAGCAGGAAGGGAGGGGUUUAGGGAGUUGUGUGAAGUCUCAGGGAAUACUCGCGCCACGUUGGAACGAGCACACUCGUGGGUGGGAGUAGGACGGAAGGAAGGAAGGAAGGAAGCGAGAGGAAGAAAGGAUUAUCAGACAAGCGGAGAAGAAGGGACAAGCAGGUUGUCCUAGGAGGGAGCGCGGUGGCGCCGAGAUAGCGAGAAAUAAAGGGAUAUGGCGGACCAAAGGAAUAGGGUGAUUGGACUCGAUCAGGGGUGGGAAGUGUUGCAGCGCGGCAUCACCAAGCUCAUCAACAGUUUGGAGGGAAGGCCAGGCGACAAAGCUUUUAAUUCGGACGGAUGGAGCGAGAUGUACACAUAUGUGUACAAUAUGUGCACUCAGAAGCCUCCGAACGAUCACUCGCAGCAUCUGUAUGACCGCUACAAAGAGUCAUUUGAAGUCUACAUCAAGAACACGGUGCUUCCGUCCUUGCGAGAGAAACAUGGGGAGUUUAUGUUGAAGGAGCUUGUUCAAAGAUGGUCCAACCAUAAGUUGAUGGUGCGAUCAAUGUCUCGGCUCUUCAACUACCUAGAUCGAUUCUUCAUUACGCGUCGAUCUUUACCCACUCUUACGGAAGUUGGGCUGACCUGCUUCAGAGACUUGGUAUAUCAAGAAAUGCGGAAUAACGUCAAGGACGCAGUCAUAGCCCUUAUUGACAGAGAAAGGGAGGGAGAACAGAUUGACCGUACUUUGUUGAAGAACAUUCUUGAUAUUUUUGUUGAAAUUGGUAUGGGGAGUAUGGAUGCUUAUGAAAUGGACUUUGAAGCUGCAAUGUUGCAAGACACAGCAGCGUAUUAUUCACGAAAGAGUGCAAAGUGGAUUGAAGAAGACUCGUGCCCAGGGUACAUGCUUAAGGCAGAGGACUGUUUGAAAAGAGAGAAGGAGAGAGUUGGGCAUUAUCUACAUACCUCCAGUGAAGGCAAACUUUUGGAGAGGGUGCAGCACGAGUUAUUAACAAAAUGUGAAACCCAACUCCUGGAAAAGGAGCACUCUGGAUGCCAUGCGUUGCUCAGGGAUGAUAAGGUCGAAGAUCUCUCAAGGAUGUACAGACUUUUCCUCCGCAUUACAAGGGGCUUAGAGCCAGUGGCAGCUAUAUUCCGUCAGCAUGUGACUGAUGAGGGUACAGCACUGGUAAAGCAGGCUGAAGAGGCUGCAAGCAACAAGAAGGCAGAGAAGAAGGAUGUCGUUGGUGCACAGGAGCAGGCAUUUGUCAGACGGGUACUGGAACUACAUGACAAGUAUUUGCAGUAUGUAAGCGAGUGCUUCGCGAACCACUCUCUCUUCCACAAGGCCUUGAAGGAAGCGUUUGAAGUGUUUUGCAACAAGGGAGUGGCAGGUAGUACCAGUGCAGAGCUGCUGGCAACUUUCUGCGACAACUUGUUGAAGAAGGGAGGCAGUGAGAAACUGAGUGACGAGGCGAUCGAGGACACUCUUGAGAAGGUGGUGAAGCUUUUAGCAUACAUUAGCGACAAGGAUCUCUUUGCCGAGUUUUACAGGAAGAAGCUUGCUAGAAGGUUACUGUUUGAUAAGAGUGCCAAUGAAGACCAUGAGAAGAGCAUCCUGACAAAGCUGAAGCAGCAGUGUGGGGGACAGUUCACAUCGAAGAUGGAGGGCAUGGUAUUGGACUUGACACUUGCGCGGGACAACCAGUCCCCGUUUGAGGACUAUUUGAGGGAGAAUGUUGCGAAUAACCCAGGAAUUGAUUUGACAGUCACAGUUCUGACAACAGGGUUUUGGCCAAGUUACAAGACGGCCGACCUUGCCCUUCCAGCUGAGAUGGUCAAAUGCGUGGAGGUAUUCAAGGAGUUCUAUCAGAUUAAAACAAAGCAUCGGAAGCUCACCUGGAUGUAUUCGCUUGGUAGCUGUAAUGUUAUAGGGAAAUUUUCGCCGAAAUCAAUUGAGCUUAUUGUGACCACGUAUCAGGCUGCCGCACUUCUUCUGUUUAAUUCGGCAGACCGCCUUACAUAUGGGGAUAUCAAGGCCCAGCUGAACCUCACCGAUGAAGAUGUGCAGCGACUUCUUCAUUCUUUGUCUUGUGCCAAAUACAAGAUUCUACUGAAGGACCCGGCCACGAAGAUGGUCGGUCCCAAUGAUGCGUUCGAGUUCAACGAGAAGUUUACGGACAAAAUGCGGAGGAUCAAGAUUCCCUUGCCACCAAUGGAUGAGAAGAAGAAAGUUAUUGAGGAUGUUGACAAGGAUCGGAGGUACGCAAUUGAUGCUUCAAUUGUGAGGAUCAUGAAGAGCAGGAAGGUUCUCCAGUAUCAACAACUUGUGCUGGAAUGCAUCGAACAGUUGGGAAGGAUGUUCAAGCCGGAUUUCAAGGUCAUCAAGAAACGGAUCGAGGAUCUCAUUGCACGCGAGUACUUGGAGAGGGACAAAGAUAACCCCAACAUGUUCAGAUACUUGGCCUAGAGGCAGUCGUUGAAUGUGCUCGCUUGCUUGGAAGGGGGAAUGCGGCUGCUGCUCGUUUGCCUGUCUGUGUGGUGUGGGGAGCGAGCGACAAGUGAGUGCAGUAGCGCAGCAUGUGCAUGCCAGUUGUUUGUUUGAGGUAUCGUUUGUGUGUAUGUGUGUGUGCAUCAGAGAGAGAGAGAGAGAGAGAGAGAGAGAGAGAGAGAGAGAGAGAGAGAGAGAGAGGUUUGUGGGUGUGGGGAGAUGCAUCCGGGGCGCCAGGGUGGGGAGAGAGGUAUGGUGGCAAAAGGAUGCAAAGCAGGCUGCGGCAAAUAACGGGCCUGUCUGGGAGAGGUGGUUGACAUAAUGUCUUUUGUUUGUUUGUAUUAAAGUAGUAGAGUAACGAGGAGUGAACAUGCGCACUCCUGAGUUUUCAUUCCAUGUGUACAGCGAGGCAUCAGGUUUUUUCCCACUUGGGUAGAGAGAAGGUGCUUCAAUCAAUCAUAUGAUAUGAUCGAAUCCGGCAAGGAGGUGCUGUUUCGCCCGUUUGUGCUUUGCAGUCGUGUCCAUCCAGUUGUGUUGUGAUGAAGAAGUGCGUGAUGUUUCUUCAUUGUUGAUGUAUCGGAAUCGUUCCGAGGUGUGCAAUGCGUUGGCCAUGUGUGUGCGUGCAAGUGCUGUGUGGCUGGUUCCCUUUUCCCUGCAUUUGUCAGACUUGUUCUCCUGUUCAGGUCAUAGUAGGAUGUUCUUCUUCCACGUUAAUUUCUGUCACAGUGCAUGUGAUUCUGUAAGCAUGUGUGAUUGAGGCCUAGAAAGGCCCUCUUCGUUGUAAUUGAGUGGGGGAACAAACGAGUGAUGCGUGCAUUCACAGCUGAUUUAGAGUCCGGUGUGUUAGUGUGCCACGCGCGCGCGUGGACAGAGCGAGAGAGAGAGAGAGAGAGAGAGAGAGAGAGAGAGAGAGAGAGAGAGAGAGAGAGAGAGAGAGCUUUGGCAUUUAAUUUUUGGGUGUCAUCAAUUUAAUAUUUUGGCUGUGAAGGGAGGGGCGGGCCUCGAUGGCCUUGGUGGCAUGUUGUGAGGACUGUUAGGAAGGCUUUGGAUUGUAAAGGACUGCAGAGAAUUUGUCAACUUAGGAACGACGAGUGGGGAGGAGACUCUAGAGAGUUCAGCGAAGGAGAGACUAUAGAGAAUACACAGGAGCCAGAAAAGUUGGGCGCAGUGUCUAUAGACCAUUCUCCCUCUCUCAUUGAUUGCUUCGAGUGUGAGUCGUAUCUGUUGGAAUUGAAUAUGACAGGAUCUGUAGGAUGCGACAGUUAUGCCUGCUCAGUGAUCUCCCUUGCAAAUUGGAGAUAGCAAGCACCCUGCAAAUGUAAUGUGAAUCAGUGAGAAUGACGAAGACCAUAGCAGGUAAGCUUUCUGGCAUAUGCUGUGCAGUAAAUCGCCAGUCUUAUCAUCCCUCAAGUUAUCCUUUCCAACUGGGCUUUGCGUGGUGAGUUGAGUUUAGUGUUAACGAUGUGAUGGCAGUUCGUUGCAAGUACGGAGUCGUGUGAUUUGAUCCUGUGACCUGUCAUCUCCCUCCCUGAACAAGGUCUUUAUUCGUACUCAUGGCCAUGCUGUCACCUUGGAAAUGCCAGAAAUGAAAGUGGGAUUCGUUCCUGGCCUUCUAAGUAGGACUCGCAUUCCAUGGGAGGGGUCUAAGGGCGAUGACGGAAACAAGUGUUCAUCUGUCCAUCAUCUGGAAGCGUGUAGUUCUUUGGUGGGGUCCGAUUGGCGCUUCGGUAUAUAAGCAAGCUCAGCCAAACGCUUUUGAGCAGUACCUGAGCGCAUGGGGGGGUCGAGAGUGGGGAGAGUGGGCAAGGACUCUGUCCCGGAAGCCUCGACUCACCCAAGGUGGGAAUAUUGAGGGACAUUUGAGUGGUGAUAGAGCACAGGGAGC